Molecule: messenger RNA, 1092 nt
Organism: Salvelinus sp. IW2-2015
Lineage: Eukaryota; Metazoa; Chordata; Actinopteri; Salmoniformes; Salmonidae
Gene: slc38a3a
Product: solute carrier family 38 member 3a
Biological process (GO): asparagine transport; L-glutamine transport; histidine transport
Cellular component (GO): plasma membrane
Molecular function (GO): L-histidine transmembrane transporter activity; L-glutamine transmembrane transporter activity; L-asparagine transmembrane transporter activity
Source: RefSeq, a predicted model, not a curated record
ACACCUGGUGAUCUCAUCAAAAGGUUUGGACAUCUUGGCGUAACGGUUAAUGUGUUUGCUUGACGAGUCCGGAUCUGGGCUACCCACCGAAUUCGCUACGGUACAUUACAGGCAGUAAAAACUAAGGACAUGAAAGUAACCCACCGUGCGUUUCCGAUUAUUUCCUCACCACGCGCACAGAGAGUGGGAACCUUGAACGAAUAGAAUAGAUAGCAGGCACCGACAGGGGAGGCGGAACUUAAAACAAGCCUGACAGCUCAGCUAUAGUCCAUUUAUAAAUGCGGUUCAUCUCUCAAUGAACAUUUUUGUUUUACUACAAACUACAAGAGAUAAUUGAGUGCGCGUGAUUAUCUUAGAGAAAAAAAAGAGAAGAGACCGAGGAGUCAAGAAAAGAAGAGGAUAGCGUUGAGAGUAAAGAGGUGUAAAAUAUAUAYUUAAACACGGAAUUAAUUCACAGCGUGACACUCGACUCAACUGAUACCUGAGGGAGCAGACUGAGAGGACCACACACAGUGUAUCAUAACUGCUGCUUAGAGCAUGGAGCCAGACCAAUCAGAGAUGAGCAUCUUGGGACACUCGCCCAAUMGGAAAGGUCACGACCUAGAAGAUGACGCGUAUGUGCCCAUGAAGACCAUGGCAGAGGAAUUAGACACAAAUGGAACUCAAAUCGUCAGGUUUGAUGAUCCUGAUGCCAUCCUGGAGAAUGAGGAGUUUCUGCCCAACGGAGAUGGGAGGAAGCCCAUGCGCUUCACAGAUUUUGAGGGAAAGACGUCUUUCGGCAUGUCUGUGUUCAACCUGGGGAAUGCUAUCAUGGGCAGUGGAAUUCUGGGACUGGCUUAUGCCAUGGCCAACACUGGCAUCCUCCUCUUCCUGUUUCUUCUGACUGCUGUGGCGGCUCUGUCCUCCUACUCCAUUCACCUGCUGCUCAAAUCCUCUGGCAUUGUGGGGAUCCGAGCUUAUGAACAACUAGGCUAUAGAGCCUUUGGCACCACAGGCAAGAUGGCCGCCGGUAUCGCCAUCACACUACAGAACAUCGGAGCCAUGUCCAGCUACCUGUACAUCGUCAAGUCUGAGUUCCCAUUGGUCAUCCAG